This is a messenger RNA of Ilex paraguariensis (yerba mate), 2685 nucleotides long. The record is from the annotation of a GenBank genome assembly. Lineage: Eukaryota; Viridiplantae; Streptophyta; Magnoliopsida; Aquifoliales; Aquifoliaceae.
CAAUAAGUGCCCAGCUCAUCAGUUAGCUACAGAGGGUCCACAACACCAUAAAUCAAGUACUACCUAUUGCAGUAAGAUCUGCCAGAUUCUCUAGGUGACGACAAAAUCUUCAGAGGGAAUAAAAGAACCUGGAAAUUUUUAAAACGACGACAUUUCUUGGAUAUCAAGUGAAUAAUGCUUAACACUGUCAAUGAUGGUUGGAAGCCUGAGGAGCAAUGGAAGAAUCUUAUCACUGCUAAGGAGCAGGACAGUGAAGAAAAGAACAAUCAUUGUUGGGCUGAAAUCCGAUAAUUAUAGCAGAGAAAUACUGUUCCGUUUGCUUACUUUGUUUGUUAAGCCGGGAGACAAUGCGCUGGCUGUUCAUGUGCAGGAACCAAAUGAUGCCUUUGAUCCAAAUACCUUUCACAUCCAUGAAGAUCUCUGCAAGUCCAAGCAUGUGGAUUUCCAGGUCAAGGUUUGCAUAGGGAAUUCCUACAUAACCGAAUUGAGCAAUCAAGUAAGAAUAAACUUUGCGACAGUACUUGUACUUGGAUGCAGCAAUCCAUGGCCAAAAGAUUCAACAGUUUCCAAAUGCCUGAAAGCAUUGCCUCCCACGUGCUCCCUUUUGGUAAUGGAUAAUGGAGGAAGAAUCCUUGUUCAGAAACAAGGAAUUUCCCAACAAGGGUCUGCAAAUCCAGACCUUCAAUCUUCCCAGUCCUCUUCACCACCACAAGGCUCUGGUAUUAAAGUCCUCCAAUCUUCUGUGUCAUCUAUAGCUAAAUCCACUAGUUAUGACAGAUCAGGAACUAGACGUCAGAUCCAAAAAUCGUUGACAAUGCCAUCUCCCUCAACAUCUUCAUCACGACAACCAACUGAAAAAAUGAUACUGCAGAGUGUGAAGACAUUGCAGCUUUCUGAUUUUUCAACUCACAAACUGUUUCAGAAAUUGGCUACUUUAGAAGCAAAGGGGUGUGGAAGGCGCUUCACCACAGAAGAGCUUAAAUCUGCAACUAAUAAUUUCAGCCCAGAAAUGUUGAUUGGAGAGGGGGGGCACAGCAAGGUAUACCGGGGCAACCUUGAUGAUGAUCAGGCUGUAGCAGUGAAGGUCCUCAAGCCCACAAGGUCUUCAGAAGAGGAUCUUUUUCGAGAAGUUGAAAUGCUGAGUGGUUUGAAGCAUGAAAACAUAGUGCACUUCAUUGGUUACUGUUGCAGUAAAGAUUUGCAUGUAGUUGUCUACAAUCUACAAAAGGAAAGUUUGAAGCAAAAUUUGAAACAGGUCAGUUGGAGUGAGAGAAUGAAGGUUGCGAUUGGUGUGGCAAAAGCACUGGAGUACCUCCAUUCUCGCUCCCCUCCCAUCAUUCACAGAGAUGUGAAGUCAUCUAACAUUCUUCUCUCGGACAAUUGCGAACCUCAAGUAAAUUCUUUUUCGGUUUCCUUCCUAAUAUUGAAUGACUCCUCAAUAGUUUCAAAUAUGGAGAACAACUAAAAGGCAUUUUUUCUCUUUCCCCUUGUAGCACCUUGUUGCUAUUAAUCUCCCAAAGCUUAGUACAAAGACUUUGUUCAUGAAAAAUGAUUUGAGCAGUGCGUAGCAGCUAUUUUUUUUAGGGGUUGAAAUCCAAAUCUCCUUCUCGUAAAUAAUAGUUCUUCACACAAUCACACCACCAAACCAAGAUCUAUUUCUUAGCCUAAAUUUGAAGAAUUAUUUACACUUUCUUGUUCAAAGUAAUAAUUUCAUGUAGAAUUCAUCAAAUUAAGACCAAUUCAUAUGCACAUAUACCAUCAUUAAUUGGUCUAAAUUUAAUGAGCCUACCAUCAUCAAUUGCAAUGUGAUAUAAUGUAGUCUAAAAAAUGAAAUAACACUUUUUUUUUGUGAAUCCCAAGCUGUCAGAUUUUGGAGCUGCAAUGGUCCAUCAGCAAACUCAGCAAGUUUCAGCAUAUACAAAACCAAUUCAUGUUGUUGGGACCUUUGGAUACUUGGCCCCAGAGUACAUGAUGUACGGCAAAGUUGAUGAGAAGAUAGAUGUGUAUUCAUAUGGGGUCGUGUUGCUGGAACUGAUCACAGGGAAAGAGGCUAUCCAUACCAACCAGUCAUUUAAUCAUGAAAGCUUAGUUCUUUGGGCAAGGUCUCUACUCAGCUGUGGCCUGUGUGAGCGUCUAAUUGAUCCUCACCUGAACGAAGACUACAAGAAGGAUGAGAUGAAGACAGUGAUGAUCGCAGCACGCCUUUGCCUCUUGCAUUCAUCCUCGAGGAGACCAUCAAUGAAAACAAUUUUGAGACUAUUUGAGGAGCCAGAGCACUGGCUAAAUAUGCAGAGGAAGAGAGAAGAGCUCGUAAACAGUAUCAGUUCCAAAGGUGAAAGAGGGUUGUGUAGAUAUGACGACUCAGACUGCAAUGGCACUUCUAUCAUAGAUGAUAACUAGUCAUGUGUUGUCAACUUAUCAGAUGUCACGAUGCAAUGAUAUGCAAAUUGCUUGAUUUGUUGGAAUGCUGCCUCUAAAGUAGAACACCCAUUGAAGUUGCUGCAUAGGUUUAACUUCAUGAAUUGAAAAAGUUUGUAAAAAGCUGUUGAAAUGAGGUCCAAAUUCUCCUGUCUAUGUAUUAUGUUAUCCUGCAAUGUAAAAUAUGCAAAACAUAUGCCAAAUAAGAUGUUUCUAUAAUUGAUUCGUCCUCAUUUUCGAAAUAAAUAUAAAAUAUUUCUCAUCUUC